GCGUCCGCCGUAUAUCCCUCACAUUUCUACGAGGUGCGCGCACGUGGCCACGUAUGCAACUCGCGCGGACCCAUUCGGCACUCGACACCUAUUCGACGUGAUCCCUUCGCAUCGCGCACCAACGAUCGUCCGCCCGUGACGGGAUAGACACGCGCGAUAUGUCGUGGUCGCCGUCGUCGUGCGUCAGUGGCGAUCCGAUGGACUUGGCAGACGAUGAUAUUGAAUAGCAAUACCAAACAGCAUUCCACGGAUGAAAAAUACUUAAAAACAUAUUUGUUCGGAGAAUUACAAUUAAAAGUUUUAACAUGUACUAGCACUAUUAAUUUUGAUACAGAAAAAGCAUCAUGGAUUAUAAUGUAAAAAAAAAACAUACCGUCCACUGGUUCCGUAAAGGGUUACGACUUCACGACAACCCUAGUUUGCGGGAGGGAUUGGUCGAUGCCAAGACAUUCCGAUGCAUUUUCAUACUCGACCCAUGGUUUGCUGGUGCAUUAAACGUCGGCAUCAAUAAGUGGAGAUUUCUGUUACAGUGUCUUUCAGAUUUAGACGCCAGUCUGAAAAAGUUAAAUUCUAGACUGUUCGUCAUAAAAGGACAGCCAGCAGAGGCAUUACCAAAAAUAUUUAAAAUGUGGGGUACGACGAAUUUUACAUUUGAAGAAGAUCCCGAACCAUUUGGCCGAGUAAGAGAUCAAAAUAUUAAAGUCAUGUGUCGAGAAAUGGGAAUUUCCGUUAUUACACAUUGCACACACACUUUAUAUAAAUUAGACAAGAUCAUAAACAUAAAUGGCGGAAAAGCACCAAUGACUUACAAUUUAUUUCAUAAAUUGUUAGAGUGUAUUGAACCACCAGAGGAGCCUGUCCCUACCAUAGACGAAGAUUUUCUAGGAGGCGCUGUUACGCCGAUUGAAUAUGAUCACAAUGAUAUAUUUGGUGUCCCUACACUUGAGGAACUUGGAUUUAUAGAACCAAACAAUCUAAUUCGACAGAAUAUAUGGAAAGGUGGCGAAACCGAGGCAUUAGUACGACUACAGUGUCAUUUGGAGCGCAAAGAAUUCAUCGCAACCUAUGGCAAACCACAAAUGACAUCACAUUCAUUGCUAGCUAGUCCUACCGGUCUUGCGCCUUACUUAAGAUUCGGAUGUCUGUCCACCAGACUAUUUUUUUCCAAACUAAACAACCUUUACCAAAAAAUCCGCAAGACCCGGCCGCCGUUGUCGUUGCACGGCCAAUUGUUGUGGCGGGAUUUCUUUUACUGCGCGUCUCACAACAAUCCGAACUUCGAUCGGAUAUUAGGGAAUCCAAUUUGCUUACAAAUACCGUGGGACAAAAAUCCUCUGGCUCUGUCCAAGUGGGCCAACGGCCAAACUGGUUAUCCGUUGAUCGACGCGAUCAUGAUCCAGCUGAGGCACGAGGGAUGGAUACACAGCAUAGCGAGAUACGUAACCGCAUGCUUUCUCACGUGGGCUGACUUGUGGCUGUCCUGGGAGGAAGGAAUGAAGGUGUUCGACGAACUGCUGUUAGACGCCGAUUGGUCGGUGAACGCGGGGUCGUGGAUGCGGUACUCUUGUUCGUCGUUUUUCCAAGAUUUUACCCACAGCUAUAACUGUCCAGUGAAAUUCGGUCGCAAAAUCGACCCGAACGGCGAUUUUAUAAGGAGAUAUAUUCCGGCGUUAAAAAAUAUGCCUACUCAAUACACCCACGAGCCAUGGUUGGCACCAGAAUCGGUACAGAUAGCUGCCAAUUGCAUAAUCGGUAUCGAUUACCCGUUGCCGAUUAUCAAUCAUGAGUUGGCUUCUAAGAUCAAUUUCGAGCGAAUGAAACUGGCUUAUCAGGAACUGUCCUUCGGUCAGCCGCGAUUGGAAAACGGGAAAAUGAUUAUACUCGGCUCACCGAGGAGAUCAACACCACGAAUGCCAUGUCUUGCACCGCAAAAAUAGCACAAAGACAUAAUUGUGUUUUGCGUUAUGCGCAUAAUUUGGCUAUUAUUAAUCCGAAGCACUAAAUUGACACGACCCGGUAGUAGAGUCUGCAGGAAAAUUAUUAUUGUAAGGCGACCGAUCAAUAGUUUCAAUGAAUUUAAAAUCCGUUUCUACGUUGUAAUUUUAUUUUAAUUGCACGUACAAUUUUACAAGGAUAGGGCAUGUAGUAUAACAAAAAAGUAUACGAGUAUAAUGUUUCUUCACUUCACUUGAGUUAUACAUAAAAACAUAAUCAUUUAAUGCUACGAUGAAUUAAUACAUCUGUGAUUUAACUUUUAUUUUUAUAAAUAUGCCGUAUUCAUUUUUAUUAGGUAUAUAUUGUAUAGAUUAUAAAUUGGUGUAUGAUAAUAUUAAUUUUACAAUGGUGUUCAAAUUUAGUUAGAAAACUAAUACAGAUUUAAAAUUAGAAGAUUCAUCAUAAUGAACAAACUGGACAAAAACUCUCAAAUCCAAUUAUUGUCUUGCCUUGUGAAAGGGGUAACACCGAGAGGUCCGUAUGGUCCCUCUCUUCUAAUGGUUAUAUUUUCGAAUUUUUUAUUUUGUAUAAAUAUAUGUGUGUAUUAUUCAUAAAUUUAAAAAGAGAAAAUGUAUAAUGACAGAAACGUGAAUUUAAUUAUAAUUUAUUCCAAGUCCCUUCAGAAACUCUGGUCACGUAACUCUAGUAGAGCCAGAAAAGAAAAUUCGUCGAUGGAGUAUUUGUACCUCCGCCAUUAUAUUUAUUACAUGUAAUUCGAAAAAUAGUUAUAUAAGACACGUUUACGUCGCUAUUCUAACUAAUUGUAUUCAUAAUGGUGUGACCAAUGGGAUUUUAGAAAUCAAGGUUUGUCGAUUUUUUAUUGAACGAAAUUUGAAAACAAGGUUUUUUAAAAUAAAAUGUCAUACUUUGUUUCCAAAUGUGUACAAGAGUGAAAUUUUAUAAAUAAUGAAUUAAAAAUAUUUAACUUAUGGAUAUUUGCUGCCAGGUACCAUAAAAACUCAUGUGGCUUCUCAGGAACUCAGUAAGUUCAAUAAUUAAUCGAGCUUUAAAUAUUUAUAUUCUUGUGUAUGCAUAUCAAUAUGCUGCCUAAAUAGAUAGAAAUAUGACAUUCUGAAACCACCAUUACCCCUUACCGUCAUUGCUGCCAAUCAUUUAUUUUUUCAUUUUUCUUCUUACCGCCUGAUUGUUUACUCAACCACCUUUGUGUGUGAACCCAGGAUCGAGUGGGUGUAAGUAGUCUCAUUACUCCAUCUAACCCCCAUCGUUAAUUUAAAAGAAAAUAUUUACAAAUAAGGUUUCCAUCACGAGUAGCCACGUUCGUGUAAUCUAUGUAUAUUAUACCCCCUUCAUUUUUUUUUUCGUCAACUGAUCACUCACAUAAUAUACCAAUAUUGUACACAUUCCUUUUAUUUUGGAAAAGUUCAUAUACUCCCCUUAUACCUAUAUUAUCAUAAAAAUAAAUUAUAAAAUUAUAUUAUUAUAAGACUAUAUUAUUUAAAAUUAUUAAUUAUUACGAGACAAUGACCCAUAAAGUUGUGACGGGCGAAUAUAAAUUCCCACACGAGAUAUAUCAGGUAAAAAUUACCCGUGGGUUUGUCUACGUAAGUUUCUACACGAAAAAAAUAUACCGGUACGUAAGUUCGUACAUGAUAAAAAUUAGCGUAAAUGGUUGUUUAAUAUAAUAUAAAAUUAAAAUGAAUACAAAUAUUCUUCCCUCUUUAUUUAGAUUUUGGAUUGACAACAUACUUGGUGGGAUGAAAAUUUGUUGAUUUUGUACCUUGUAAAAAAAUCUAAUCCAAUUUUCAAUUGAAUCUUGUCCAUAUAUAUUUAUUAACGUAUAGUUAUUCACAUGAAUACAGUGGUUAGAUCAUAUAAUGAGGAGAGAAUGAAGUAGUUAGAGUAGCAAUAUAAUGGAGACUACAAGGAAAAAGACCUAGAGGUAGACCUAAAAAAAGAUGAAUUGACGUGGUAGAAGAAAACUUAAAAACCCUUAGAGUUGAAGAUUGGAAAGAGGCAAUUCAAGAUGGAAAUAGUUGGCGAAGAGUAGUGAUGGCAGUUAAAUCUGUUAGAGAGUGGAUAUGCCCAUAGAAGAAGUUAUUCACAUAUUAUACGUAUUUAAUAUAAUGAUAAUAAUAUAAAUUAAAUGUUGUGUAGCCAAUUACAAAAGCUCAAAUUUUUAACAUACAAAAUCAUACUGUGUUAUUUUAAGUUAUUG
Sipha flava (yellow sugarcane aphid) is the source of this 4171-nucleotide messenger RNA. Its product is annotated as cryptochrome-1-like. The record is from RefSeq and is a predicted model, not a curated record. Gene Ontology annotation, cellular component: cytoplasm; nucleus. The coding region runs from base 345 to 1937 and encodes 530 amino acids. Gene Ontology annotation, biological process: circadian regulation of gene expression; entrainment of circadian clock by photoperiod; negative regulation of DNA-templated transcription. The transcript has 11 exons. Gene Ontology annotation, molecular function: FAD binding; DNA binding. Lineage: Eukaryota; Metazoa; Arthropoda; Insecta; Hemiptera; Aphididae.